This is a messenger RNA of Aspergillus uvarum CBS 121591, 2762 nucleotides long. RefSeq lists its product as uncharacterized. The record is from RefSeq and is a predicted model, not a curated record. Lineage: Eukaryota; Fungi; Ascomycota; Eurotiomycetes; Eurotiales; Aspergillaceae. The transcript has a single exon. The coding region runs from base 195 to 2732 and encodes 845 amino acids.
GUAGCUUCUGACCGCUAGAGCUUGCCUCUCGUGAAGUUAACGUAUUUACUCCGCUGACUGUUUGUUGUACUUAUUCUUGGGCUUACCCGUUGUCCAUUGUACUCGACCGCAAAAAAAGCCUCCGCUCUGCAACUUACCUAACAUACUACCUCAUUUUCCUGCACCUGUCUCUAUGACAAGAUCACACUAGCAUCAUGACUGACCCUCCGGAGCCUUCUUCCAGACGUUGCCAGAACGACUCGGCCGCUGCUCCACCUCUGCAGUAUCCUACGUUCCCUCCCUUGAGUGCUUCUGUCGAAGAGUGGCUAUCUCGAUCGAGACCUAUCAACAUGACGUCAAAUCUGCCAACCACAGACCAGACCUCUCGGUCACUGAGUGAGAGCUGGGCCACGAUGAGCGUCUCCGAUAUAUACUCCGAGGACGGUACCCGCUCGGAGCAGACCGAUAUGGGGUCUCUGAUCGAUCAGACUGGUCCAGACGAUGUGGCCAGCCUUGACGAGACUUCAAGCAACAGUGAAAUCGAUGCAAGUGAUGAUGACGGAUACUACGGUGAGAACUAUGAGUCGACGGGCAAUGUGUCGGCCACUCAAGAACUGUCUUCUGCUUUCCCUCCCCUCGGGGCCUCGAUCGAUGACAGUGGUCUCACCACCCAGACUGCUUUCCGUCAAUCGACCGAGUCCAUCGAGUUUGCUGAACCUGAGAGCUGGCCCGAAGUCGACCGCGUAGAAUUGAAACUUUCCAUUCGUGUGUUCGAAGGUCUCGAGGCAGCAGCAUUGAAGCAGAAACUCUCUAACACAACCCAAGACUCAACGCUUACAGCUACAGUGCAACAAACCAUGAUGAGAAGAUCUUUGGACACAGACAAGCCUUUCCGCGUGCUCUACGUUGGCAGCCCGGACUUCCGAAAUAUCAUCCUGGAUAAAAUCGGAGAUGUUCUGGUGGCAAGCUCUCCCUGUAGCAGUUACGAAAGCAGUUCCACCGAGUCCUCCAGGUAUCAUGUGGUUCCAACAUCCUUCGGUGCCGGGGCGAUCCCUAAUUUCGCUGAGCUCCUGCCCAUUCAUGUACAACUUAUCGUGGACGAAUGUCUCAACGCCUCUGCAGACAGUCAGACUGACAAGCCCAGCACGAUUACAUUGAGUCUCAAGAACCAACCUCCAUAUACAUCAAAGUGGGCAGGCGCCGACUAUUGCAUUUCUUCUCCUGUGGAGUGGACGUUGCCCGAUGUAGCCAUUAUUUUUCUAGCAACCACCGACAGCGACAAGGACAUGGAGACGCAGAGGCUGGCUCGCAUCUUCUUGGAAAGACACGGCGUGCCCACAAUGGCAAUCUCAGAACGCCCGCUGUGGACAAUGACGAGGGAUCCUGUUCCCGUGAAUCACCACAGUCUUCACAUGUGCCUGGAAUCGCGUCAUCCGGUUACUGGAAAGUCUACACUUGUGAACAGGUAUCCGAUUGACAUCAAGACAUUUGAGAGCAUUGCGCCCAGACAGCUCAACAGGAACCUGGCUUCUCUGGCAACUAUAUAUCCGCGGAAUGUCUAUCAGGUCCCUCCCGAGCGUCCAAAGGAGCCGCUAGUGAAGCGAGCUCUGAACGCCGUGGAGCACACAUGGAAAGUGACCCCUCUCCCCUUCACCAAUGGAAAUCACAAACUGGCAUUCUUACUCCGCUUGACUGUCCUGUUUGCUGCCGCUGUAUUGACUAUAACUUUUGGCCAUUUUGCUCUCAGGGCACUUGUCUUGUUUCUUACCCAGUAUUUUGCACACCCUGGAGUCUCCAGCGCAGUCACAACUCAUUCCCAGAAUACGCAAACAGCCAGCGGGCUCCCUCUGGAUGGAUCAUUUUCGGUGGUGCCGUCGAAUUUAGCUGGUAUUCAAGCUCAUGGCCGCUCUUCGUUGGAGGAUUUUAUGGACGGAAUCCUCUCUCCGACUCAGCCAAAUGAAGGCCCCCAUGAGUUCGAGUUUCAGGUGGUUGGCGACUGUCAUCUUGCCAUCAAACCACCACAUAAAUCUUUCAUUGGCAGGAAGGGCCCACGUUUUAGUGUCCAGGUAAACCGAGAUGGCAAGUCCCUCGAUUACGAACUUUCGACCUUGUUCGAAGGAGUAUACACCUUGAAACUCGACCGAGCUGAUGCGUAUGGGCUGGUGAAUGUCAUAAUCACGUCAAACUCCAAGCCGCCUUUCACACAGACUACUUCUGUGGACUUUGGUACACCAUGGUUGAAGAUCCAGAAUUGGAAACGAGCCGCCCAUGCCAUUUCGUCCCAAUUUUUGAAGGAGUUUGGCAGCGCGCAAACGGGCCUGUCAGAGGCAUAUGGACGUAUCUGCACCGACCUCCAGGUGCUCAUGGGUGACGUCGUCAAAAAAGCCCAUUUUCUGCGACGAGAGGCGUCCUCGCUAGGACAUGACUCGGUGCAACUAUCCCAUGGUACCAAAGAACUGGUCCUGUCGAAGUCGGCGCAGCUUGGUCAAGUUGUCAAACGUACUGCCGUGCAACCUCUCUUAGCCGCCUCAGCCGCAUUCCAAGGUCACACCGAACGAAUCAAUAAGGGGGCCAGGGAGGUCAUGAGUGGCACAUGGAACAAGAUAAGUGCUUCCGCACAAGGGCUUGAUCUUACGAACAUGAAGACGCAUAUCCGCAAUGCAAGGAAGUGCCAGACUUUAAGCAAGGCGCAGCAGAGGGCCAGGAGCCUCAUGAAACGGAAGACUUGCCGGCAGACUAGAUGUGCGAACUAAGGAGGUCUAACAGCUGGACUGGACUCUUUG